Molecule: messenger RNA, 2237 nt
Organism: Engraulis encrasicolus (European anchovy)
Lineage: Eukaryota; Metazoa; Chordata; Actinopteri; Clupeiformes; Engraulidae
Product: serine/arginine repetitive matrix protein 2
Exons: 2
Coding region: 497-1492 (331 amino acids)
Biological process (GO): regulation of autophagy
Cellular component (GO): mitochondrion
Source: RefSeq, a predicted model, not a curated record
UGUAUGUGUAUGAGUGAAGGAGAGAAAAACAGAAAGAGGGAUGGGGAGAUAGUGAGGGAGGGAAAGAGAGAGAGACAGAGAGAGAGGAGAGAGAGAGAGACAGGAGGAGUACAGAAGAAGAGAGAGAGAGAGAGAGAGAGAGAGAGAGAGAGAGAGAGAGAGAGAGAGAGAGAGAGAGAGAGAGAGAGAGAGAUCAACAGCAUCACCAUAGCGAGGGAGCUGCUGGUGGCAGGCGUGGGGGCUGGAGGCUAGAGUGAAGGACAGAGCAGAGGAGAGGAGAGGAGAAGAGAGCCGAGGAGAAGAGAGGAGCUCAGAAGAGAAGAGAGGAGAGGAGUCUGGUCUGGGGUGGCAGCAGAGGAAGAAGCAGCCGAGGCGGCGGAGUGCUCUCCCUGGCAGCAGACACCCAGCACAGCACAGCACAGCACAGCACAGCACAGCACAGCACAGCACAGCACAGCACAGCAGAUCCACAACACAACAAGACAAGACAGCAGCCAUGCGACCCAGAUCUCGGCUUCUGGCGAAGAGGGGCUUGCCCACCAUCAGAGAGGGCUAUGAGGAGAUGGUGCAGGACAUGAACCAGGCCAACAGCCAGCACCACACCCUGCCGCCCUGCGCCCAGCCCCAGUCCCUGUCCACCCAGGACUACCUGCUGUCCAUCUGCCAGCUGGCCCGGCCCACCUUCCCCUUGCGGGAGCCCGACUGGGACAUCCUGUCCAUGGCGCCCAUGGAGAUGUCCAAGCCGUGCCCCAGGUUCCACAGGCACAGAGCGCCGGUGCGACCCGCCUCCCCCAUCUCUGCGACCCGCACUCGGAAGGAGGUCAAAGAAGAACCGAUGGAGAUCCACUCGCAGAGGGAGGCGAAGGGUGACGUGCCGCAGCCCAAAGCGGAGGCACUGGAGGCAAGCGGAUGUGGGCCCAUUGAGCCAGUCACUGCCAUCAGCUCCAACCAAAGCUCAGUCGACAUGAGCUCCGACCCCCUGGAGUUCCUCUUCAGCAACAGAGGCUCCGAGUCCCCGCGCAGGCUGGAGGAGAGGGGCAGCCAUCCGGUCUGCAGGCCACGUAGCGGAAGCUUCCCCCGGGCUGCUUCUUCUUCUUCAUCCUCGGCCUCCGCCUUGCCUGACACCCGCCGCAAGAGCAGCUGCCCCGAGCUGCGUCUGCCCACGCCCAUGCCCACCGAAUCUACGCCCGACGACAACAACAACAACAGCUGGUCCGCUCCACCCACCACCACACUGACGCAGCGCUCGCCGCUCACCAAAAAGAAGCACGGCACCGACCACCACCGUGGUGGCACAGCGGCCCCCGUAGGUUCCCUGGGUAAUAAGCCUCACCACAGCUCCACAGCUCCUGGUGCCCCAGACUCCAGGGGGAAAGGUGGCCGCGCGAUGGACAAGAACAACAUGGUGUCUCAUUGGAUCGCCGAGUGCAGGAGCGCGUGGAGGGAGGCCAUGAUCCACGCCUGCAUGCUGCCCGCCCUCGCCGAGAAGUGACGUCAGCACGGAACACAGAGGUGUCAAUCCAGCCUCUGAAAAUUCAGAAAUAAACCCUGCCACGUUUUCCAUCUAACACACCAGUCACUGCUGAAUAGCUGAUCAACAUGUCAACCCGGAGUGUUAAAUUACAGUUAGCAUAUUCACCCACAAGUAAUUCCACACUUGGAAUUUUCAACAUUCAGGUUCAUCCUACCCUUUAAGUGGUAAAUUACAGGUUCAUCCUACCCUUUAAGUGGUAAAUUAACACUGGUGGGUUGGAUUAAAUUUGUGGCUGGGAUUUUUGAAUUUCUGAACCCGGGAUUGACUUCUCUGUUGGAGCAUAAGCUCAAUAUGGAGCAUCUCUACAGCUGGGCACCGCCACACCAACACUGUGUACACACUGCAAAAUGUCUAAUGAAGACAAGUAAAGUUGUUUUUACUUUUCUUUGUUACUUCAGGUAUUUAGAUUUCGCCAUCAUUCUGAGACUAGAUGCCAAUGUAACAGUGCCUGUGAAUAUCAUAUUAUAUAGUCUAGAGCUGCCAUGCAUUUUGCAACACUGUUCUUCUUCAAAAACAAUUUGGUAUUGUAUUUAUCGCUUGUUCUAAUUGUCCUAUGUUUUAUAUUGUUGGGAAUGAAAUAUAGCUUACAUGAUAUUUAAGAGUACUGAGGAUAAUUUCAGCUUGUCUCAGGUGAAUACAGUGUCUAGGCUGUGUUUUUGAAAGAUGCCUUUGCCAUGUAUUCCACAUUCUGCGUUCUCAGAUA